This is a messenger RNA of Saimiri boliviensis boliviensis (Bolivian squirrel monkey), 3514 nucleotides long. Lineage: Eukaryota; Metazoa; Chordata; Mammalia; Primates; Cebidae. The record is from RefSeq and is a predicted model, not a curated record.
UGGGGCGCGGCUGGGGCUGCAGAACUCCCGCAGUGGGGUUCCUUCUAGCGGCUGAGUCUGCGUCCUCCGCGAGAUCCCAAGAUAUUCUUAUCGCACGGAAACGACUACUGGCCUGGCCAGAGGACUCGAGGCGUGAGCGAGGUGCUGGCCCCAACGGGACAACAGGACGGCGAGAAAUUGUUUUACAGCCUACCCAUAUAUUACAAGAAAUCUCACAUCAAACACUGGAAGAGAUGUCAGAAGAUUCAGAAAAAGACUAUUCAGACGAAACAAUCAGUGAUGAAGAUGAAUCGGAUGAGGAUAUGUUCAUGAAAUUUGUAAAUGAAGAUCUUCAUCAAUGUGCACUUUUAACAGCUGACUCUUUCGGUGAUCCCUUCUUCCCCCGGACUACACAGAUACUAUUAGAAUAUCAGCUAGGGAGAUGGGUGCCACGUCUUCGUGAACCACGGGAUUUAUAUGGUGUCUCUUCUUCCGGUCCACUGAGCCCAACACGGUGGCCAUACCAUUGUGAAGUCAUCGAUGAAAAAGUCCAGCAUAUUGAUUGGACUCCUUCUCGUCCUGAGCCAGUAUAUACCCCAACAGGCUUAGAAAUGGAACCCCUUUAUCCAGAAUCGAAGGAAGCUACUGUGGUUUAUCUAGCUGAAGAUGCUUACAAAGAGCCCUGUUUUGUGUAUUCCCGAGUUGGCGGUAACCGAACACCUUUGAAGCAACCUAUGGAUUACUGUGACAAUACUUUGAUGUUUGAAGCAAGGUUUGAGAGUGGUAAUCUACAGAAGGUAGUCAAAGUGGCAGAGUAUGAAUACCAAUUGACUGUACGCCCUGACCUCUUCACAAAUAAACACACUCAGUGGUACUAUUUCCAAGUCACUAAUAUGCAAGCAGGAAUCAUCUACAGAUUCACUAUUGUCAACUUCACCAAACCUGCAAGUCUUUACAAUCGGGGUAUGCGCCCACUGUUCUAUUCUGAAAAAGAGGCCAAGGCUCAUCAUAUUGGCUGGCAGAGAAUAGGAGACCAAAUCAAGUAUUAUAGGAACAACCCAGGGCAAGAUGGGCGCCAUUAUUUCUCUCUUACAUGGACAUUUCAAUUUCCACACAACAAAGAUACCUGCUACUUUGCUCAUUGUUAUCCAUACACUUACACCAACCUGCAAGAAUACCUUUCUGGCAUCAAUAAUGAUCCAGUACGGUCAAAGUUCUGUAAAAUACGUGUCUUGUGCCACACGCUUGCUAGGAACAUGGUGUAUAUUUUAACAAUCACUACCCCCUUGAAGAACUCUGACUCAAGAAAGCGGAAGGCUGUGAUUCUGACUGCAAGGGUCCAUCCAGGGGAAACCAACAGCUCUUGGAUCAUGAAAGGCUUCCUAGAUUAUAUUUUAGGAAACUCAAGUGAUGCACAGUUGCUUCGGGAUACUUUUGUCUUCAAGGUGGUACCCAUGCUGAAUCCAGAUGGUGUGAUUGUGGGAAAUUAUCGGUGUUCCUUAGCUGGACGGGAUUUAAACCGUAAUUACACAUCUCUCCUGAAGGAAUCUUUUCCUUCUGUAUGGUAUACCCGGAACAUGGUUCGUAGACUGAUGGAGAAACGAGAGGUUAUUUUAUAUUGUGAUCUUCAUGGCCAUAGUAGGAAAGAGAACAUCUUCAUGUAUGGCUGUGAUGGUAGUGACAGAUCUAAAACAUUAUACUUACAGCAACGAAUCUUCCCACUUAUGCUGAGCAAAAAUUGUCCAGAUAAAUUUUCAUUCUCAGCUUGCAAGUUUAAUGUCCAGAAGAGCAAAGAAGGAACAGGAAGGGUGGUAAUGUGGAAAAUGGGAAUCAGGAACAGCUUUACCAUGGAGGCCACCUUUUGUGGAUCUACUCUGGGUAAUAAGCGAGGCACUCAUUUCAGUACAAAGGACCUGGAAUCAAUGGGAUAUCAUUUUUGUGAUUCUCUCUUAGACUACUGUGAUCCCGACCGGACCAAGUAUUAUCGGUGCCUGAAAGAAUUAGAAGAAAUGGAAAGACAUAUAACCCUGGAAAAAGUCUUUGAGGAUUCAGACACUCCUGUGAUAGAAAUUACAUUGGAUGUAGAGUCUAGUAGCCGAGGCUCUGACAGUUCAGAAUCCAUUGACUCUCAGACUUACCUUCUCAAGUUAACUUCUCAGAAAAAACAUUUGAAAACAAAUAAGGAAAGGAAUUCUACUAUAGCAAGCCAGCAAAAUGCCAGAGAAGGACAAAAGGUUUAUGAUAGAGGACAUUUACUGCAAAGACACAAAGAAUCAAAUUCUGACGUGAAAGAUGCAAGGCCAAAUGAAGCAGAUAAUUAUAUGGUUGAUUAUUUCAGAAGCCAGUUACCUGAUCAAGGUUUGGAUCUGCACCACAACUUAAAAAGCAAAAUAAAAGAAUGCAUAUCUUUCCAAGGCAAGAAGACUGGCAUAAAUUGGACAGAUGAUGAAAAAAGAAUCUACAAUGAUAAAGGAAAAGCUCAAACUCAAGAAAUAUUGCAAUAUUUGCUCCCCAUCAUGCAUAGCACUAAAAACAUGCAAACUACUCAGAUAAAUCAGCUAUUCAAUCCAAGAACCAACUUCCAAAUCCAACAUCAACUAAAUCCGGCAACUUGCAAAAAUAUAAAGAAAUAUAGCACAUCUUGGAUAGCACCCAGAAAUCAACCUUUUAUAAUCCAAGGGGAUGUUAUGGCAAACUCUUCAGAAUGGGUCCAGUCUAAGCCCCACAGGCCAUUUGAAAGUUUAUCACCUCUCAAAGUGCCCAAGAAGAAUAAACAUUCUCAAAUCUGGGCCAUAAAGAAUGAAGACAUAAAACCUCUCAGCAGCAAAUGGGAGACUGCUUCUUCAAGCUUUGAAAUAAAUGCAAAUGUUCUAAAAUAUAAGAGUCUUCAAGCUGAAGAAACUAACCAGCAAAACUCUAAGCAUACAACCCUCCAUCUAACUAGAAGUAAGGAUGAGCAAGCCAAUAAGAAUGAUGGACAACCACCUUAUAUCUGAGGUUCCAAAGGGAGAGUUAAUCUAGCUUUAUGCUGCUCUGAGAACUGUGAAUGAAAGAUAACAUAUGCUUAAGUAGUAAAAAGAAAAAAGGAAAGCCCUCCCCUUCCCCUUUCCCUGUCCCUUCCCUACACAUGCAUAUGCAUAAACCACAAAUUUUAGAUAUCCUAUUUUCUGUAGUGGAGACAUCUUUCAGAGACUUAAAAAGAAAUCCAGGGAAAAUAUGGAAAAAAUUUUAAACAUAUAUUUAUAUUUAUUUUUUAACAACAUGGAAAAAUAUCUCUGAAGUUUUGAUUUCUUCCAAAACUACUUAUGCAUUCAACACCAAAAUUUGACACCUAAGGACUCAGGGCAGGGAUGAUAUGUAAUAUGUCAUUGAUUUUAACCUCCCUACUAGACACUUUAAUGAAUCAGUCAACAAACAUCAUUUCCUGAUUUUCUGUCAUAUCAUUGAUGUGCUAGGAACCAUUUAUCUCCCCUAGGAGAUUAUCAAAUAAUUGUACCGAUAAAACAUACAUGAAUAAAAUGAUUACAGAAUAAGA